Messenger RNA from Sipha flava (yellow sugarcane aphid), 2006 nucleotides. It is a transcript of the gene NELF-B, whose product is annotated as negative elongation factor B. The record is from RefSeq and is a predicted model, not a curated record. Lineage: Eukaryota; Metazoa; Arthropoda; Insecta; Hemiptera; Aphididae. Gene Ontology annotation, biological process: negative regulation of transcription elongation by RNA polymerase II. Bases 153 to 1925 code for a protein of 590 amino acids. The transcript has a single exon. Gene Ontology annotation, cellular component: nucleus; NELF complex.
UUGAUUAAAAAAAUAUUAAACUUUAUUGAACAUGAGUGUAAACGGGUUAGCUUAAGUUUCCUCUUUUUCGUUGUAAUGUGUUAGGAAUUAAAAUUUAAUAACAGUGUUAACAUUUAAUUUUAUUUGUAUAAUAUUUUAUUAAUUCGUUCAAAAUGAGUGGUGGACGUCAACGUUCCAUGUUCACAGUUCACCCAAAUCAACAAUCUGAAUCAGGUAUUCAUGGCCAAACAUAUUUAUUAGAAACACUUACCAACUGUACGGAUCCUCUAAAGGCUAUUGAGGAAUUUCAAGUUGACAAUGGAAUACAUUUACCAUCUCUUCGUCAAAUGUUGCCUUUACUUGAUCUUCAUGGCAUCCGUCGUUUAGAUUUUCAUAAUUCAAUAUUAGAAGCAUUGCGUGAUAAAUUAGUUGCUCAUAUCGAAGAAAUAGGGAAAAAAGAAGGACGUGAUAGAGAUCGUAAGCUUAAGGAUAUGUUAGCUAAAAGUUUCCCUUCAGUUCAUGUAAAACAACUCAGACCCAUUAUAAUGGCCAUAUUGAAAAAUAUAUCUCAUAUUGAUGAUAAAUACUUAAAUGUACUAGUUAAAGACACUGAACUUUAUAAAGAUACUGACACAGAGGUUAAAAGACAAAUUUGGAAAGAUAAUCAAUCAUUAUUAGUCAAUGAAGUAUCUCCUUUACUAACACAGUAUAUUAGAGAAAAAGAAAAUAUUCUUUUUGAUCACAACAAUUUGGCAAACUUAUUCUUUACUCCUUCGCCAAAAUUGAGACGCCAAGGAGAAGUGGUACAAAAACUUGCACAUAUGAUUGGAUCUAGUAUUAAGUUGUAUGAUAUGGUUUUGCAAUUUUUGAGAACAUUAUUUUUGCGUACUCAUAAUGUUCAUUAUUGUACUCUAAGAGCUGAACUUUUAAUGGCCUUGCACGAUUUGGAAAUACAAGAUAUUAUAUCUAUCGAUCCAUGCCAUAAGUUUACUUGGUGUCUUGAUGCUUGCAUUCGAGAACGUAAUGUUGAUGUUAAGCGGUCUCGUGAACUUCAAGGAUUUUUGGAUAGCAUCAAAAGAGGACAUGAAACAGUUUUAGGAGAUUUGUCUAUGACAUUAUGUGACCCAUAUGCUAUUAAUUUUCUAGCCACCUCAACUAUUCGAAUACUUCAUCAUUUAAUUAAUAAUGAAAAUUUGCCACGGGAAAAUCAUGUGUUAGUUUUAUUGUUGAGAAUGUUAUCUCUUGGUUUGAGUGCUUGGGUUAUGAUAGAUACCCAAGAUUUUAAAGAACCAAAACUUGAUAGUCAAGUAGUUACCAAAUUCAUGCCUGCCCUGAUGUCACUCAUGGUUGAUGAUCAGGUUAGAGCGUUAAAUACUAAAAUGCCACUUGAUGAAAGAGAAUCUGCUAUUACUAUUAUUGAACAUUCCGGACCUGUUCCAGAUGCUGUCCAAGCAUAUAUACAAGAGAGUAGUGUUGCAUGUACAGUUGCCAUGUAUUACACAUUACAUGUUGCUAAAGCUAAAGACAGAUUAGCAUUAAUGAGAAUACUAGGAUCUUUGGCUAAUUGCGAUCAUGACCGUGCUUUUGAAGAUCCAUUUCUUCAUUUCUUGGUGGCAUUAUUAAUUCAACAAGUUGAAGAAUUUGCUGCGGAAGAUUUUUGUACUGUAAUAUUUGAUGAAUUCUUUUGUACAGGACUAAGUAGAGAAAAUGUAGUUAGACAUGUAUUAAAACUAGUAUGGCAUGUUUAUCCAAAGUUACCACCAAGUAGAUUAAGUACAUUAACUAAAGUUUUACAACCAAGUUCUACACAUGAUGAAGCUGUACAUAAACUAUAUACAGAUUUUGUAGAAAAAAUAUCAACUGAUACAGAACCACCACCAGAGCCACCAAGUUUUGAUUAUUUAGAAUCACCAUUGAUGAGUGUACCAACACCAUCACAUUAUUAAUAUUCUAUUAUGUAUGUAUAUAUUUUUAUAGUGAUAACAAAUUCCUAUUGUACAAUAAAAGAGAUUACCAUAUUAUUUAAA